This is a messenger RNA of Impatiens glandulifera, 789 nucleotides long. RefSeq names its product extensin-2-like. The coding region runs from base 1 to 789 and encodes 262 amino acids. Lineage: Eukaryota; Viridiplantae; Streptophyta; Magnoliopsida; Ericales; Balsaminaceae. The transcript has 2 exons. The record is from RefSeq and is a predicted model, not a curated record.
AUGCAUUGGAUGAGUUAUUUGUGGUUUGCCAUACUCUUAUUCUUCUCCGUCUCCUCCCUACACCUAUUCGUCUCCGCCUCCACCCUACACAUAUUCGUCUCCACCGAUCCACCGCCAUCAUACACUUAUUCUUCUCCGCCUCCACCCUACACCUAUUCGUCUCCACCUCCACCACCAUCAUACACUUAUUCUUCUCCGCCGCCACUCUACACUUAUUCUUCUCCACUUCCACCGCCAUCAUACACAUAUUCUUCACCUCCUCCACCGCCAUCAUACACAUAUUCUUCUCCUCCGCCUCUUUACUAUACCCGUUCUCACAAGCAUCCAAAACCUUAUAAUUUUCAUUCACAUCAUAACAAAUAUAAUCCAUAUACCUCUAAAUCACCACCCUCUUACUACCAAAAUCACAAGAAAAACUCUCAUUACAAAAUUAAAGAGAAGAAGUACACUCCUUACACAUACUCAUCUCCUCCACCACCAACCUACAAAGCUCAAGAUAAGAAAUACACUCCUUACAGAUACUCAUCCUCACCACCACCACCAUACAAAACUCAAGAAAAGAAAUACAUGCCUUACACAUACUCGUCUCCGCCACCACCCACAUACAAAACUCAAGAGAAGAAAUACACUCCUUACACAUACUCACCACCAGCACCCACAUACAAAGCUCAAGAGAAGAAGUACACUCCUUACACAUACUCACCACCACCACCCACAUACAAAGCUCAAAAGAAGAAAUACACUCCUUACACAUACUCGUCUCCUCCACCACCAACAUACAAAUCUUAA